Messenger RNA from Kockovaella imperatae, 2380 nucleotides. RefSeq names its product P-loop containing nucleoside triphosphate hydrolase protein. Gene Ontology annotation, molecular function: RNA helicase activity; RNA binding; ATP binding. Gene Ontology annotation, cellular component: catalytic step 2 spliceosome. The record is from RefSeq and is a predicted model, not a curated record. The coding region runs from base 88 to 2319 and encodes 743 amino acids. Gene Ontology annotation, biological process: mRNA splicing, via spliceosome. NCBI's taxonomy places the organism in Eukaryota, Fungi, Basidiomycota, Tremellomycetes, Tremellales, Cuniculitremaceae. The transcript is spliced from 7 exons.
UUGAGCUUCAAUUGGUGGCGACAGCACACGCUGAGCUCUGACAUUGACCUGAUCUACAUAUCUGUAGGGUCCGACCAUCCCUUCAGCAUGCCUACACCAAUCUCUGUGGAGGACAUGCUCGCGAAGCAAAAGGCUGAAAAAGAAGCAGCUUCUAAACCAAAAUUCCUCUCAAAAGCUGAACGAGCGGCUUUGGCUCUGGAGAAGCGCAAUGCCGAGGUCAAAGCUCAGCAAGAGAGGGAAGAAGCCGAGAAGUCUGACCGGAUCGCCUUCGAGAAAGCCGCUGAGGAGGAACGCCGUCGACAAGAGGCAGCGCGGUAUGGCUCUGGGUCUGAUCGGUACGACCGGUAUGGAAACAGGGAUGGGCGGUAUGGGGGUCGAGAUGACCGUCAUGGUGGUCAGAAUGGAUACGGAAGGGAUGCGCGAGAUGGUCGGCAGAACGGACGAGGAGCAGACUACGGUCAUCAGAAUGGAUCACAUCGACAUGGACCUCCUAUGAAUGGUGGUCCCCCGUCUGGACCUCGAGGUAAUGGACCUCCUGCUGGACCUCGAUCAAUGCAUAAUGGUCAUCAGGCUCAUACAUCAUCUCCCCUUGCCUCGAGCUCGAACGGAAUCACCUCAUCCCCCAAGCCCAACGUUCCCGGAGAGGCGGCUUUGCCAACAGACGCAGAGCUCGACAGUAUCCGAGCGAGAUACCUUGGUCAAAAAGUGGUGGAGAAGAAGCCUAGAUUAAGAAAGGAGGGUGGUAACAACAACAAGAAUGUCAACUUUGACUGGAAAGCGGAAGAUGAUACGUCUCGUACGGAAUCAGCAUGGGCAAUGGAGGCGCGAGGUCAAGCUCAAAGCGUUUUAAUGACAGGUCGCCAAGCUCAACCCAUGACUGCGGAGCAAGAGAAGUAUGCAGACCCAUUGGAGAGGAGGAAGGCAGGCAAGGGAACAGCGGACGAACGCCAUUGGUCUGAGAAGCCUCUAGAUGCAAUGUCAGAUCGGGAUUGGCGAAUCUUUAGGGAAGACUUUAGCAUAUCCGCUAGGGGAGGUUCUAUACCUCUUCCGCUUAGGAGCUGGAGGGAGUCAGCUAUACCGGAGAACAUUCUGGACGUGGUGGACGAGAUCGGCUACAAGGAGCCAAGUCCGAUUCAACGUCAAGCGAUCCCAAUUGGUUUGACCAACAGAGACUUGAUCGGUAUUGCGCAGACAGGUUCCGGAAAGACUGCUGCAUUCGUCAUACCCAUGCUCAACUAUAUCUCCCGACUACCACCUUUGUCGGAUGAGAAUCGUCACUUGGGUCCUCAGGCCCUGAUCAUCGCCCCUACGCGAGAAUUAGCUCAGCAGAUUCAAACGGAAACAAUCAAAUUUACCUCAAGAUUGGGUCUGACAACGGUUGGCAUUGUCGGUGGUCGAGAAGUCGAAGGACAGAUGUGGGAAUUGAGGAACGGAGCAGAAGUCAUCGUGGCUACGCCUGGUCGUCUCAGGGAUAUGUUACAGGGGUCAAAGAUUGUCUUGACCCAGUGCAGAUAUGUCGUCCUCGAUGAAGCUGAUAGGUUGCUUCAUCUUGGAUUCGAACAAGAGCUCAACGAGAUUCUCGACUCCAUGCCCGCCUCCUCCUUCAAACCUGAAAAUCAUGAUGUGGCAAACAGCAAGGAGUUGCAAGGUUACCGAGUCACUACGUUAUUCAGUGCUACUUUCCCGGCCGACGUCCAACGACUGGCGAUGAAAUACCUUCGAAAGCCAGCGACGAUCACCAUUGGUAAUGUCGGAGAAGGUGUGGACACUGUCGAGCAGCGGGUCGAAUUUGUCCAAAGCGAAGACAAAAAGACAAAACGACUCCAAGAGAUUUUACGAUCAGGGGAAUUCGCCCCUCCCAUUAUCGUCUUUGUGGGUCAAAAGAAGACGGCAGACACAGUCGUCAAGUAUGUCCACCAAGGUGGCAUGUCGGCUGUAUCACUGCAUAGUGAUAAGAGUCAAGCUCAGCGAGAGGAGUCCUUACAGGCUCUCAGGGAUGGAGAGGUGUCUGUCUUGGUCGCUACCGACGUAGCAGGACGUGGUAUCGAUGUCCCAGAUGUUUCCCUCGUCAUCAAUUGGCAGAUGCCCUCGUCCAUCGAGCCUUAUAUCCAUCGAAUUGGUCGAACGGGACGUGCUGGCAAAACUGGAGUUGCCAUCUCGUUCUUGGCAGAGUCCGACUCGGAAAUCUUUUACGAUCUCAAGCAGGAAAUUGCUCGCUCUCCUAUUUCUACCAUGAAUCCCGAACUUGCCCGCCACGAAGCGGCGAAGACUCGCAUGACGGCUGCCAUGAAACGCAAAGCCGACGAGCUGGGAGAGUAGGAAGCAGGCCCUAUAGCGUUGUAUCUCGCAGUAUGAAUGCACGACCUCCACAUCUUUGGUG